AUGAGGAUGGCAAACAUCAAUAUGACUUCUGAAAACUACUUCAUCCUAAAAGGGUUUUCUAAUUGGCCCCACCUGGAAGCAGUUCUCUUCGUGGUCAUCUUGAUCUUCUACUUGAUGACACUGAUAGGAAACCUGUUCAUCAUCAUCCUGGCAUACCUGGAUUCCCACCUCCACACUCCCAUGUACUUCUUCCUCUCAAACCUCUCUGUUCUGGAUCUCUGCUACACCACCAGCUCCAUCCCCCAGUUGCUGUUCAACCUCUGGGGCCCAGACAAGACCAUUUCUUAUGCUGGUUGCUUGGUCCAACUUUACUUUGUUCUUGCUCUGGGAACCACAGAGUGUGUUUUAUUGAUGGUGAUGUCCUACGACCGCUAUGCAGCUGUGUGCAAACCCCUGCAUUACACUGUCCUCAUGCACCCUCGUUUCUGCCAAUUUUUGGCUAUGGUUUCCUGGGUAUGUGGCUUUACCAACUCAGCACUUCAUUCCCUCUUUAUUUUGUGGGUACCCCUAUGUGGACAUCACCAAGUGGAUCAUUUCUUCUGUGAAGUUCCAGCUCUGCUGCAAAUAGCAUGUGCAGAUAUACAUGCUAAUGAGAUGACCCUCAUGGUCACAAGUUCAAUUUUUGCUCUCAUACCACUCAUCCUCAUUUUCACUUCCUAUGGUGCCAUUGCCCAUGCUGUACUGAGGAUGAAAUCAACUACUGAAUUUCAGAAAGUUUUUGGGACAUGUGGAGCCCAUCUCAUGGUGGUGUCCCUCUUUUUCAUUCCAGCCUUCUGCAUAUACUUCCAGCCACCCAUGGGAAAUUCCCAAGACCAAAAUAAGUUCAUUGCCCUGUUUUAUACUGUUGUCACACCUAGCCUCAAUCCUUUAAUCUACACCCUCAGAAACAAAGAUGUCAGAGACGCAGUUAAGAGACUAAUGGGACAAGAGUAA
This is a messenger RNA of Dipodomys ordii (Ord's kangaroo rat), 933 nucleotides long. Its product is annotated as olfactory receptor 2J3-like. The record is from RefSeq and is a predicted model, not a curated record. Bases 1 to 933 code for a protein of 310 amino acids. Gene Ontology annotation, cellular component: membrane. Lineage: Eukaryota; Metazoa; Chordata; Mammalia; Rodentia; Heteromyidae. Gene Ontology annotation, molecular function: G protein-coupled receptor activity; olfactory receptor activity. Gene Ontology annotation, biological process: G protein-coupled receptor signaling pathway. The transcript has a single exon.